Messenger RNA from Loa loa (African eye worm), 1299 nucleotides. RefSeq names its product phosphatidylinositol 3. Lineage: Eukaryota; Metazoa; Nematoda; Chromadorea; Rhabditida; Onchocercidae. Gene Ontology annotation, biological process: phosphatidylinositol phosphate biosynthetic process; endosome organization; Golgi organization. Gene Ontology annotation, molecular function: 1-phosphatidylinositol 4-kinase activity. The record is from RefSeq and is a predicted model, not a curated record. The coding region runs from base 1 to 1299 and encodes 432 amino acids. The transcript has 8 exons. Gene Ontology annotation, cellular component: trans-Golgi network; plasma membrane; endosome.
AUGACACUGGAAACUAAAGAUUGCGACCGACAACUACAAACAAUACCGCUAAAUAUUUGCACCAAUUUGAAGCAAGAACUGGAAACAAUUGACCAAUCCUAUUUAUCACAUACUGGAUUCACAUCUAAGUCAGAAGAAAACUAUGCAAUGGAAAGUUCUCAAUCAGUCUCGGUACCAUCAACAUCAACGCAUCCCGAUUCAGUAUGGCAACGUAAGGUGCAUGCUUAUGUAGCAUCAUCGUGUCAGGAAAUAUUGAAUGAUGAUGACUUUAAUCAGAAUUUGAAACGAGCUCUGGAGGCAAUUCAAGCUGGCAUACAACCAAUACGAAUUGCAGCUGGGAGUUCCGGAUCAUAUUUUGUACGUGAUAUCAAUUAUCAGAAAAUAGCAGUAUUCAAACCGAAAGAUGAGGAACCAUUUGCACCGCAAAACCCUAAAUGGCCAAAAUAUUUUCAACGUAUGCUUUGCUUUUGUUGUUUUGGAAGAGCCUGUCUUAUACCGAACAAUGGUUACAUGUCAGAAACUGCUGCUUCUCUUGUUGAUGAAAAAUUACAGCUCCAUAUAGUGCCAAAAACACGAGUUGUGAAACUUGCUUCACCGGCUUUUUACUACAAAGAUGGAUCAGGCGUAAAAAGCAAAGGACCGAAAGGAAAAGAUGGCAGUUAUCAGCUAUUCCUGAAUGGAUAUGUAAGUGCCUCCGAUAUUAUACCGCGGUGGAACAAAGGCAGUGGUUUUUGUCCAUUAACAGCAACGGAAGUGGAACGGUUCAAGUAUCUGUUCCAGAAACUGUGCGUACUCGAUUACGUUAUUCGCAAUACAGAUCGCCAUAUGGAGAACUGGCUCAUCAAGUAUGAACCAGGGAAAGUAUUGGAACUUGCUGCUAUCGAUAAUGGUUUGGCAUUUCCAGUGAAACAUCCUGAAACGUCCAGUCGUUUACGACAAUUUCCUUUUGCCUGGGCACAGUUGUCGUGGGCUAAUUAUCCGUGGAAUGAAGAAUUACGGAUAUUUCUACUCCAGUUGUUAACACCACAAUUUGUGCAAAGCUUAUGCGACGAUAUUGCCACUUUAUUCAAGUAUGACCGUGAUGUGAAUCGCUUUUUAAAGUAUAGCCAGUUGCGGGUACUCAGAGGCCAGAUUUGGAACUUACGAUUAGCUUUAAUGAUGAAGGAGUCACCAGCAAAAAUGGUGAAACGGCCGCUAGUUCUUGUUUCGCGACGUUAUCGUCGCUACCCACCUGAUGAUGACUGGAAUCGGGCAUUUCGAGUAAAACCAGCUGAUUUUGGUAAUCGAGGAUGUUGUUAA